CCAGGGGCUCCUGAAUGGCACUUCUGAAUGCAGCAGUACUUUACGCCGGCUUCUUUUGCUUCAGCACAACUUAUGCUAGCUCCCCCUGAUUUGGAUUGCACCCUUAGUUACUGAACAGACUAAGGUGAUCAGGCUGGAUUUGGUGAUUGCUUUGAAAAUAGUUACGACGACAUUGGCUGAUAAAGACACCAUCACAAGACAUUCCUUUGGUUUUAAAACAGUUCAUAGUGAUAUUCAUCAUGAUUACUUCAGAGUUACCAGUCUUACAGGAUUCUACAAAUGAAACUACUGCACAUUCAGAUGCUGGUAGUGAACUGGAAGAAACUGAACUGAAGGGGAAAAGAAAACGCGGUCGUCCUGGCAGACCUCCAUCCGCAAAUAAGAAGCCUCGAAAGACUCCAGGAGACAAGUUUCGUUCUGAAGCUGGAAUUAGAGGAACAGGUCGAGGAAGAGCUAAUGGUCACCCGCAGCAGAAUGGAGAAGGGGAUCCUGUCACUUUGUUUGAGGUGGUGAAGUUGGGCAAAAGUGCUAUGCAGUCUGUAGUGGACGACUGGAUUGAAUCAUAUAAACAAGACAGGGACAUAGCACUUCUGGAUUUAAUCAACUUCUUCAUCCAGUGUUCAGGAUGCCGAGGCACUGUACGGAUUGAAAUGUUUAGGAACAUGCAAAAUGCAGAAAUCAUCAGGAAAAUGACUGAAGAAUUUGAUGAGGACAGUGGCGAUUAUCCACUUACAAUGCCUGGGCCACAGUGGAAAAAAUUUCGAUCAAAUUUUUGUGAAUUCAUAGGAGUUCUAAUACGACAGUGUCAAUACAGCAUCAUUUAUGAUGAAUAUAUGAUGGACACAGUGAUCUCACUUCUGACUGGUUUGUCAGAUUCACAGGUCCGAGCUUUCAGGCAUACCAGUACUCUUGCUGCUAUGAAGCUUAUGACUGCUCUUGUGAAUGUUGCCUUAAACCUGAGUAUUCACCAGGAUAAUACACAGAGGCAGUAUGAAGCUGAGAGGAACAAAAUGAUUGGUAAAAGAGCCAAUGAGAGACUGGAGCUGCUCCUUCAGAAACGAAAAGAGUUGCAAGAAAAUCAGGAUGAAAUUGAAAAUAUGAUGAAUUCUAUUUUCAAGGGUAUAUUCGUCCAUAGAUAUCGUGAUGCUAUUGCUGAGAUUAGAGCUGUUUGUAUUGAAGAAAUUGGAGUGUGGAUGAAAAUGUACAGUGAUGCCUUCCUGAAUGAUAGUUAUUUAAAAUAUGUUGGUUGGACACUUCACGACCGACAAGGUGAAGUGAGGUUGAAGUGUCUGAAAGCUUUGCAGAGUUUGUACACCAAUAGAGAAUUGUUCCCCAAAUUGGAGCUAUUUACGAAUAGAUUUAAGGAUCGCAUUGUAUCAAUGACGCUUGAUAAGGAAUAUGAUGUUGCCGUAGAAGCCAUUCGAUUAGUCACAUUAAUACUUCAUGGAAGUGAAGAAGCUUUGUCCAAUGAAGACUGUGAGAAUGUUUAUCAUUUGGUGUAUUCUGCACAUCGACCUGUUGCAGUAGCAGCAGGGGAGUUUCUUCACAAAAAACUGUUUAGUCGGCAUGACCCUCAAGCAGAAGAAGCACUAGCCAAGAGGAGAGGACGGAACAGUCCAAAUGGGAAUCUUAUUAGGAUGUUGGUCCUUUUCUUUCUUGAAAGUGAGUUGCAUGAACAUGCAGCUUACUUGGUUGACAGUUUAUGGGAGAGCUCCCAAGAAUUGUUAAAAGACUGGGAAUGCAUGACAGAAUUGCUGCUGGAAGAGCCUGUCCAAGGUGAAGAAGCAAUGUCUGAUCGGCAGGAAAGUGCACUUAUAGAGCUGAUGGUAUGUACAAUUCGACAAGCUGCAGAAGCACAUCCUCCAGUGGGCAGGGGAACUGGGAAGAGGGUUUUAACAGCAAAAGAAAGAAAAACUCAGAUAGAUGAUCGAAACAAACUAACAGAACACUUCAUUAUUGCACUUCCAAUGCUACUGUCAAAGUAUUCUGCUGAUGCAGAAAAAGUGGCAAACCUUCUUCAAAUCCCUCAAUAUUUUGACUUGGAAAUUUACAGUACAGGAAGAAUGGAAAAGCAUUUGGAUGGCCUAUUGAAGCAGAUUAAAUUUGUUGUAGAAAAGCAUGUGGAAUCAGAUGUUCUUGAAGCCUGCAGCAAAACAUACAGCAUUCUGUGUAGUGAAGAAUAUACCAUUCAGAACAGAGUUGACAUAGCUCACAGCCAGCUCAUUGAUGAAUUUGUGGACCGAUUCAACCAUUCUGUAGAGGAUCUUUUGAAUGAGGGAGAAGAAGCUGAUGAUGAUGACAUAUACAAUGUUCUUUCCACUUUAAAGAGGUUAACGUCUUUUCACAAUGCUCACGAUCUUACAAAAUGGGAUUUGUUUAGUAACUGCUACAGAUUACUGAGGACUGGAAUUGAGCAUGGAGCUAUGCCAGAGCAGAUAGUGGUUCAGGCUCUUCAGUGUUCCCAUUAUUCUAUCCUCUGGCAGCUGGUGAAAAUUACAGAAGGAUCUCCUUCAAAAGAAGAUUUGUUGGUGUUGAGGAAAACAGUGAAAUCAUUUCUGGCUGUUUGCCAACAGUGUCUAUCAAAUGUCAACACUCCAGUCAAAGAACAGGCUUUCAUGCUGCUUUGUGAUCUCUUGAUGAUUUUUAGCCACCAGUUGAUGAGUGGAGGCAGGGAAGGUCUUCAACCUUUGGUGUUUAAUCCAGAUUCGGGACUCCAGUCUGAACUCCUUAGCUUUGUAAUGGACCAUGUUUUCAUCGACCAGGAUGAUGAGAACCAGAGCAUGGAGGGAGAUGAAGAGGAUGAAGCUAAUAAAAUUGAAGCUUUACACAAGAGAAGAAAUCUUUUGGCUGCCUUUAGCAAGCUUAUAAUUUAUGAUAUUGUAGACAUGCAUGCAGCAGCUGAUAUCUUCAAACAUUAUAUGAAGUACUAUAAUGACUAUGGGGAUAUCAUUAAGGAGACAUUGAGUAAAACAAGGCAAAUUGAUAAAAUCCAGUGUGCAAAAACCCUCAUCCUCAGUUUGCAGCAGCUGUUUAAUGAGCUUGUUCAAGAACAAGGUCCAAACUUGGAUAGGACAUCUGCCCAUGUCAGUGGUAUUAAGGAGUUGGCCCGAAGGUUUGCUCUUACAUUUGGCCUGGACCAGAUCAAGACGAGAGAGGCUGUAGCCACGUUACACAAGGAUGGCAUAGAAUUUGCUUUUAAAUAUCAGAAUCAGAAAGGCCAGGAAUAUCCCCCUCCUAACCUUGCUUUCUUGGAAGUGCUUAGUGAAUUUUCUUCUAAACUCCUGCGGCAGGACAAAAAGACAGUUCACACUUACUUGGAGAAGUUCCUGACAGAACAGAUGAUGGAAAGGAGGGAAGAUGUGUGGCUUCCUCUAAUUUCCUACAGAAAUUCAUUAGUUACAGGUGGUGAGGAUGAUAGGAUGUCUGUGAAUAGUGGAAGCAGCAGCAGCAAAGCUUCUUCAGUGAGAAAUAAGAAAGGCCGACCUCCACUUCACAAGAAAAGGGUUGAGGAUGAGAAUCUUGAAGGCUCCUGGCUGAAUAGAAAUGACAGCAUCCAAACUCCAGGGGCUCUACAGACUCCACAGCUCACAUCAACGGUAUUGAGGGAGAACACUCGGCAAAUUGGAGAGCAAAUUCAGGAGCAUGAGGCAGAACCUGGAUCUGAACAAGAUUUUUUACACAAUCCUCAGAUGCAGAUAUCUUGGCUGGGCCAACAGAAAUUAGAAGACUUAAGUCGAAAGGACAGGACAGGAAUGAACUACAUGAAAGGAAGAAGUGGCGUAAGACAUGCAGUACGGGGUCUAAUGGAGGAUGAUGCUGAGCCCAUCUUUGAAGAUGUAAUGAUGUCUUCACGAGGUCAGUUAGAGGACAUGAAUGAGGAAUUCGAAGACACCAUGGUCAUUGAUCUGCCCCCUUCAAGAAACAGACGAGAACGAGCUGAAUUGAGGCCAGAUUUCUUUGACUCUGCAGCUAUCAUUGAGGAUGAUUCGGGGUUUGGAAUGCCAAUGUUCUGAAGUCUGGCGAAGAUAAUAUACAAAUGUGGAACUCUGUUCUUUAGAGCUCAAGGCCUAUAUACUGUGAUAGCUUAUAUGAAAACCACAUUUUUGAUGUGAUUUGGUUUGAUUUUUAACCAGACAAUUAAGGUCAUUUCCUUUUUGUAAUGAGAGAGAAGAGGAGCUUCUUAAUGAAACAAGAAAUAUUGCCAGUCACUUCAGAAAGGAUGACCUACAAAUCAUUUGUUUCCCUGUCCUUGACAGUUCUAAUACAGGUUCUUUUCCUGGAUGGGGAGAAGCUUUUAAAUUAAAACAGUUAAAAAAUAAACACUGUUCUACACCGUUUCAGAAAAUAUUGAAUGAAAACAAAACUUUUUAAAUUUAUUUUUCUGCUGUACAACUUCAAAAUGUUUUAACAUUUGCCUUUUUAUGUUUUAGAAGCUAGCCAUUUUAUUAAAUUUAUGCCUGUCAGCCAUUGACCAGCAGCAAUGCUAUCAGCAGGCCAUUCUGGCUGGAGAAGUGUUGUUAAACACACUGGAUGCGACUAGCAGUAUGGUAUGCUUCUAGAUCCUCUCUGACCAUUGAGAGCGGAACACUCUUACUAAAGAGGUUAGAAGUUAGACGUGUGCAUCUCUGCCAAAAAGUCAGAUUCUGAAAAGAAAAAAAUCCAGAUUUUAUACUUCUGAGAAGAUUUAUUUUUAUUUAUAAUAGGGCAUAAAUUAAGAGAUGUCCAUGAAGCCACUUUUCCAACAGACGCUGUGUAACAUUCAUUUUAUAUAGCACUAGGGGAACACACAAACAGCACAUUUUCUAUUGGUACUUGUUCUGUGCAUUUUUAGCAACUUAUACCAGCAAAUAAAAUAUUCUCAGAAAAAUAAACCAGUGGUUCUAAAGUAAUCUAUUUGCUGUUUCUACUACCUAUUUCAUGGCCUGUCAGAUCUGAGGUUCAAACGCAGCAACUUUCCUAUGGAGCAUAAUUCACCGGGUGAGUGGUUGGGUGGAGGGAGACCUGAGUCACACUUGCAUUUUCAAAGCAAUUUUAACUAUACCAUACAGAAGCGUCUAACUUUCUAUGCCGUAAAUUCCCUUUUGUGCUAUUUUUGUAAAUUAAUUUUGCCAGUUAGAUUUACUGUAUGUGCUGCAUAGAAACUUGUGCUUAGAUGGUGACGUUCUUAAGCUUACAAUGGAAUACAGCUACAUUCUCAGUGUUAACUGUGCAUUAUUAAGAGUAAUUAUUAAAUGGUUUUUUUCUAAAAAGCAGAACAAUCCAAAAAAGCGAUGAGCUAAUUAAUUGUUUUAAGAGAUAUUCAAUGUCUUCAAUUAUCUGGACUUUCAUUCUGCUUAGAUAUUAUUAUUCUUCCUGGUAGCUGCUAAUGUCGUUAAAGGACUGAUUUUGUUCCUCAGUGGUGAUUAAUAUCUGUGAAAAAAUGAGGCCAAGCUAGUCUUCUUUUUGGAGUUUGAAUUUAAGCAGAUCUAAAUUGACCCAAUUUUAAUACAGCUACUUAAAUGUUUUAUAGCAGCUGUACAAUAACUGCCAUACUUCCUUAAGGGUUAUUUUAAUGAAUUCAAGAUGCAUCCAAUGCUUAUCUUUUGGGAUACAAAGACAACACACACGAAUCAUGUUACUUUCAUUUAGUAAGUUGGGAUAUUUUCCCCCUAAAAACUGUACAGUUCUUAAAUUAUGGUUGCCAAAAACAUUUGACCUAAUAAUUCAACCAUUCUUUCAAGAUAAUUUAGGAAUUAUAAAGUUGCUAAAGUCACUGAGUUGGUGCUUCAGGACAAAGUGCAGGUACUCCCUCCAAAGUGGACAAUAAUGGGUGCAGUAGCACUUCAGUUUUGUGGGCAGAGUGGCAUAACUGCUGCUGGUUUGAGUCCAUCAGAGACAGACUUUGUGCUUCAUAGCCCUUCAUACAGAAAACUGAUCAUUAUAAAAUUCUGUAAAACAAAAGCAGUUUACAAGUACCUCCAAUGAAUUUCCAAUUUAGUUUGCGGUCAACAGAUUUUUUAUAUGUGUCUCCUUGAUUGGUUUUGCUAGUAAUUCUGUAAAUUGUACAUUUACAAUUGAGGUUUUUCCUUUUGUACAAUUUAAAACUGAUGCUUCACUUUUCCUUUAAUAAACUCCUCAAAAUCACAUGUGCAGUGGAGUCCUUUCCACAAAAGCAUUUAAAAAUGGAUGCUUCUGUUUUGGUCUGUCUUCCACUAAAUAUUUUCCUGUAGUGAAGCUUGACGAGCGAUGUUAUUUUAUUCCUUAUGUCUGCUAUUCCUUCUGUUUGCCCAGCAUUCUGGGUAGAUCAGAUGCUGAGCGGUUUUUUCUUUUGCAGUAAGACUAAACAACUCUACUAUUCUAUGAUUCUAUGAAAUGUUUCGCUUUCAAGUGAAACAUUUAAACAUCUAUAAAACCUUACAUUGUUUCAAGCAGUUGCUCUUCCCUACCUGUACCUAGUUUGCCAUUGAAGUAAACAGCAAAUGCGAAUGUAGAGUUGAGAUUAGGGCUGAUACUGUGACCUGUAUUGUCUGCAGAAAACAUUUUCAGAAUCUGAUUUCAGGUUUCUGAAGGAUACAGUUUUCAUUUUUUUAAAAAAGCUGCAUUAUGUGUGUCUACAAAAGCCCUCUGGACUUCAGUAGAUGCUCCCUCUCCCUGUCAAUACACUUAUUGUCCAGUGCUAACAUAGACCUCUCCCACCACUACUCUGAUGAUUUGCACAAAAAAUGUUCAAAAUAAAGCAUUUAAUAAAUUAUUGGGAAACUGCUGGAACUUUUGCAGCUAUGAAGUUCCUAUAAGUGAAACUUUAUCUGAUAGUAUAAGAAGAAAUGCAGAAUUCUGACAAGCGUUUGGCUGAAAAUGGCCAGAAACUUGAAUCAGGCUUCCAUAGUCUGCCUUUGUCUUAGUUAGUGAUAUGAAGUACUUCUAACUGCUCACAUUUGCCAGGUGUAGAGAAAAGUUGUAGUGGAACAACUUGCCAUGCACGCUAGAUUGCAGAACUGGCUUUGACACAUAUAAUGUGGUUUCUGGGUUCCAUGGUGGAAAAAGAGUGGGGUGUGCAUUUAAGUAAUUUUUUUAAAUCUCUCCAGAUAUGUGGUCUUCUACAUCUCUUCUUAUUGGUAGAAUUCCUGUAGCUCCUGCGUAUCCUAAGAACAGAAUUAUCUUGCAUAGGCAGGAGUGGGAGAUAACUUCUUGUUCUUAGCUCCCUUGGAUAGUUAUUCCUACCGCUAGGGUCCAGGAGUCACACAACACAAUUAUUGGGCGCCUUGAUGUAAAUUAUGUUUAACUUAUCUGUUUGAAUUCUUUUUAAAUUCACCUCUGACAAAGGAAGCAGUUCUUCCUGAAGGAUGCAGCAGCCUUACCUACACUGAGCAAGGAGAACAUUUAGUCACCACCUCUACUGUGGCCCUAUCCAAUCUAUUCAUUGGCAACAGUACUUGUCUUACAGAUGGAACACACUUUGGAAUUCUGUGCAGUUGUGAUAACCCAUAUGAAAAUAUAAUGAAAGUCUGUGUUGUAAAGAACAUCUGCUAUUUUGAAAGGAUUGAACCCUGGAUUGGAUACUGGUACUUCAGUGACAAUAUUAGAACAGAGUCUGUUGCAAUGGAAUGUUUGAGGAAUAGGUCCCAAUUUUUAAUCAUAACAUGUUCACUGUCAUUUCUUGGUUCCCUAAUGAAGUACAAAUAUAAACAGGUUUAAAUAUUAAUACUAUUAAUCUUUAUGCCAACAGUUUUAGUAGUACCAUGUGUUGGGUGCUACAUUGCUGCAACAUAAUCUCUCUGCCCAGAGGAGUUAGCAACCAUAGUAAGAAAGAAAAAUAUGGACAGAAGAUUAAAGGAGGUUGUCAUCAUGAUGCUCAAUAGAGCUCAAACGCUUUGUGAUCUCUUGAUACUUGAAGUUUUUGCUUGGCAUUACUAUACAUCCUGUGUAAGGUGCCCAUCUGUUGUCUUAGCAAUGUCAUUUGGAACGACUUGUGACAGUAUUCUCUGGUUAUAUCAGCCAGUUUAUUUUGCCUUUUUUAUAUUGUCCUAUCCAUCACUAGCUGCUACUCUUAUUAGUUAAAUACAUCUUGAAUGAUGCAAGUAUGCUGGCAGGUUGUCUUGUCCAAAUUAAUUAUCCUGAUGUGUUCAUUAAAAUGUUUACUGUUUGUAAAUGGUGUUUAAUAUCCUUUCAGUUAUCAGAACAAGAUUAUGAACGCAUCCAAAUUCUGCAUACCACGCAGGAAUAUUAAAAAAACACAUAACUGGCUUAUGAACAUUGUUUCUUUCUGACCUCAAACUAUGUUGUCAUCAAUCCAUGCUGUUCUUGUUUCUAACAUAUGUCCUUAACCAUGUUAGACACAUAGUCUUUCCUUGUUUUAACCCUAUAUGGUUAAUAACCCGUUAUUUACCAACACACUUGUAAAUGUGUUUUAAUCGCUGUCUACACUCUUUAUCUCUGAACUACAGUAGCAUUGCAGAGAUAAGGUGGACUUAAAAGGUGGGAUUUGUAAAUACUUAGGGCUACAUAAAUACCCGUUUGUAUAGUUCUUCUCUAAAUUGUUUGUAUUGGAAAUUUAUUGUAGUUUUACUAACAAUUACAGAAGAAUCUUGGAACAGAUUACUACAAUAUAAUAAACAG
Molecule: messenger RNA, 8595 nt
Organism: Rhineura floridana
Lineage: Eukaryota; Metazoa; Chordata; Lepidosauria; Squamata; Rhineuridae
Gene: STAG1
Product: STAG1 cohesin complex component
Exons: 34
Coding region: 240-4013 (1257 amino acids)
Biological process (GO): sister chromatid cohesion
Cellular component (GO): chromatin; nucleus; cohesin complex
Molecular function (GO): chromatin binding
Source: RefSeq, a predicted model, not a curated record